GGGAGAAACGGUCAGAACGAUAUUUGCAAAUGGCCAAUCGUCGAGAAAUGGCUACAGUAUAUGUGAAGUAUUUUUCCUUCUCAAAAAUCGACGAUAAAUAGUAGUCUUAUCGGGCGAAAGUUAUUCGCAAGUGAUACACUGACUGAUCGUGCGUAAGCGUAAGGUGUUAUUUAGCGUAUCCGCGUCGGGGCCAGUGCGUAAAAGCUAGCAGCGAAAAAGUUAGUUUUCCUCAGGCAGGGCGAGAAGCAAAAGCGAGGUUGCUACCAACACUCACACACAUACACACACGGAUACACCUUUCUCGGGGUGGCCUACGGUUCUUUUUCGGUGUGUCGACUUGCGGACGGAAAGAGAUAGAGUCGCGCUGGUUGGUAUACAGGACGAGCUGGGUAAGCGCAAGCGAGAAAGAGAAGCCCGGGCGACGAUGGUGUGGUGCGCCGUUUGUGAAUGAUGUGCAGUGUGCGUGAUGGUGUGUGUGUGACGAUCGCCUUCUAGGCAGGUAGGGAAAAGAAGAGGAAGAAGCGGAAGAAGACGGGUGGUGCGGUCGGGUCAGCAGCAAUAAUAUCGGCAGUGACAGGAACAGUAGCAGCAGUGCCAGUGGGGCAAAAGCAACAGCACACGAGCAGUGGAGUAGUGGACGCAGGAGUAGAGGAGGCGAAGAAGCGGGAGCAAUUGAGGAAGGGCGGAGAACCCCGUCAAGGAAGACGCGGGAAGGCAAAAGAAAACGCGUAAAAAGAAGCCCGAAACAGCAGCGCAAAAUUUGCUCCGAACUCCUCCCGGUGUGUGUGUGCUCGGAGAAGAAGACGUGUGCGUGCGUGCGUGUUUGUGUGUAUGUGUGCGGUUGGUAGACGGUCGACGUCGUCGUACAAAAUUCUAGCGACACACCAGUUACUCCUAACGCGCCGUGUGCGCCAUUAAAGCCACACUAGCUACACUUCCGCCCGUUUUUCGGUUCCGCCGUGCACGAGUGUGUGUGGAGGACAAGUGCGGUGGCCUGGAAGCACAGCAACCACGAAGGGACAACAACGCUGAUUGCAUUUGCUGAGGCAACAUCAUCAAUAUUCCGGAACCGUACAGUUCUUCGUUCAGCUUCAUUCCUUCGUCCAGGAAGGCCUGCAAAACUGCGCAAACUUUGCACACACACUCACACACACACACACACACACGGCCAAGUUUCUGCUCAACACAACUGGAUGUGGAUGUGUAUGUGUGAGUUGCAUGAUUCGCGUACCCAGGAGGAGAGAUAUUGGCAAAAAAUAAAAUAAAUCAUCAGUCUCGAACUUCCAAAUCUACACUAGUGCGCUGUGAUUAAUCCCCGUCCCCUUCUAGAAGAGCGAAACUGCAAACACACGCACACUACCAGUGCCAGAGAGCAACACACGGACAGACCGGGUGUACACAGCUAUACGGUGGCGCUCGUUCGUAGCACGGCUUCUCAGCUGUCAGGCCAAAGGGGUUGCAUAAUUGCAGCGCGAUUUAUUCGACGCGCAAAGAAAUUGUGAUCGUUGCGCCGAGCAGCAGUGGCUCGCGUAGUUGCUGCGGGGACGGUACAGAACGGUUUGCAGACUAGUGGUCCCACAGACGGUGCGCGUACACUUUUCGCAGUGCAAGCGUCGUUUUGCGCCAGUUCUGUUGUCUGUAGUGUCGGUUUGUCCGAACACCGGAAACACGAAACGGAGAAAAGAAACUUACAACAUAAAAAGAAACUGCUUGCACCACACCCGCGUUCACCGUGCAGUGAUUUAAAUCGUGAUCGUGAUAGUGAACCUUCCGCGCAACCAUUUACCUAGUCUUGUGUUUAGUGUAUCUGUGUGCUAAGUGAGCGUGAACGCACGGUAUUGUGACUUUGAGAGCAGAAAAACAAAAUUCGAACGCACAAAAUUUGGCGAUAGACGAUCCCUCCUCCAAACCGAAUACUGAACACUCCCUUGGAUGCACUUUCGUUGAAGGAAAGAAGCCAUUCUAGAAGGUAGUAGUUAACAUUCGCAAAUUGCUAAACAAAACAAACACAUUCUCCCAGACAAACACAAAUCACAAGUGCGUUUAACCGAAGACAAAUAAUGCAAAGCGUGCAAAGUGCGGCUUGAUGAAUGAACUACUUUGAACUUUGAACAAACAAACUAAAAAACACACACACACAAAUCAACAACCAAAUCAUCGAUCCUACCUAAAUGCAAGUUUUAAACUACACUCACUCGUACAACAAAACUCAGAACCAAAAUUAAUGGGGAUAAAGUAAGAAAUUUACCGCGAAAAAAGUAACACCAAAAGCACAUCAAACGCGGUCCCUUUCGGAAGAUAAAGGACAGAUCGUAUCCGAGUGAAAUUGAAACUAAGAUCGAAUAAUACAAAACUAUUAGCAGUUGCAGUAGCGUAUAUGAGAGAGAGACAGAGUAAGGGGAAGUAGGACGUUACCGCACAGCAAUCCUUUCCAUUCUUCGUGAUCGUGACAAUAUAUCUUGGUAGUGCUUAAAAUCGAAUAAUUCUAAUGCGAACGCGUGGUACGGCAACGCGCUGAAGUGUGUAUGUGUGUAUGUGUCAUUCGUAGAGAGAAUAAACCACCGACUAGAGAAUAACGGAGACGAUCCUGGAAUAUCAAAGCAAACCCGUAGUAGAGGACCAGAGCGGCAUCAACGACGACGUGCAACUGGCAAGAUCGCUCCUUCAACAGCAAAGAACGAAUAUUGUUUGCGAGUGUAUGUGUGUAUCGGUCUCGAAGACGACGUAAGGUGUGUGCGCAAGGCAAAGCAGCGCAACCUGAACGGCGGGACCCUAAUUUAGUUCGACCAGCACAAAUUUAUAUCGCCAUCAGCAGUGAACACCGAAAUCAUCAUCAUAAUCACCCGUCUUUUUGAAAGAUAUUCUUUGAAACCCCUCUGCCAUUGAGUUCAACUUUAAAACACGAAUAAAACCAUAAACCUACAAAACUUUAAGAAUCUGACGAAGCAGCACAGCAGCGCAUACAAACACACUACUUUAGCAUAUAGGAUUGAAAGUGAUACUUUAAGCAAUCCCUUCUCGUUAAGCACACUCGUGUGUGGCUGUACUCUCGGCAGGAUAACAAGCGAAAACUUCAAACCAGCCUGCCAAGCAAUAGGAUUAGCUCCCGCGGGCCACGGCACAGAUCAUACAAAGGUUGCAACCGCACACAUACGUAGAGAAAGUCAACCAAAAACUCCAAUAGAUUAACGAUUCCUAGCAGUAUUGCCAAGAUUCUUGUCGGUUGUUUGUUGAAGCACGUGCGUGUGGUAAAAAAAAAAAAAAAAAAAAACAAACGCUUAGCAGACUGUAGCGCACUGCAAUUGAUCUUAUAUUACUACUAGUACACUACCGCUACUAUAUUACUAUUACUUCUACUACCUUACUACUACAACCAACCACCAGCAGCAGCAUAUAGUCGAAAGUAGCAAAACAAUUGUUGCUGUGUGUUGCCAUUACUCAACACUACUUCACCAACAAGUCUGAAUACGCUUUUAUGAAUUUACUUAAACAAAAAGGGAAAACAAAUUAUUGCUCGAUGCCACAAAACAAACUCAACCAGUAGCACCAACCUGAGACACUAAUAUUACUACUACAACUACCAUCGUGUUGAAUGUGAUUAAAAGGAUGCUAAUUUAGCAGCCAAGUCAGUAGGGUGAGGAAAGAUUACAGUUACAAACGCUACAAGCAGCAAACAAAAAACGGGAAAAAGAACGAACGUGAAAUAAGAACUACAACGUCAGCUGGACUGCUACCAAACUACUAAUAUCCAUUACUACCCCACAAUCGAUCUAUGAGUCUGAAAUCACACACAAUCAGGGAUUGUUGCAUCGACAUCAUCCUCUCUUAAAGUAGCUAAUUUGUCUUGAUCGACGUGCAGGCAGAGUAACAAAAAGAAGAAGAACGACAGGUGGAUCGAGGAUCGGUCCGGCCAAUCUUCCAAGCUCGUAUCGAAAUCAUUGUUGCUCAUCUCUCCAACGCCAAACAUCCAGUGGUGGUGGUGCGUCUUCUGACCGGUGUUGCAGAACCAUAACGUUAGUAGAAAUCAAUACAAACAAACGAGCCAACGAGGCAGAGAGACAGGCCGAGCGAAAGAGAGAAAGAGAGGAGAAUCGCAAAAGUGAUACUAAAUUCCUUUAUUAUGUGCCAGUGUUCCUUAGCGGACGCACAAAACUACGUGAAACCAGCCACUAGACUAAAACCGUACAAGCAGUUAGUCGCAUCUCUCGGUUGUUGUAUCAGCGUGUCGAAGGACGGCACGAUCAACGACACCGUUCUUUGUGGUAUUUAAAAUUGUUCCAAGAAGAAGAUUCAUCAUAUACGGAGCGGACAGGACAACCAACUCCCCUCCCUCCAAUCCCCUCCAAAAUCAUCACAAGCCCUCCACUGCGUGGGGAUACAAUAGAGAAGAAGGAGUAUCAUUACUAGCGGCAUAGAUCGGCCCAGUACAGUUAGCAGCAGCUGUUAGCACUGGGUGUGUUAGUAUCAGUUGGAAGUUAAUCAUCAUCGUCAUCAUCAACGUAUCAGCAGCAGCAGCAAAAGUAUCCCGUGUUCAAGAUGAUGGUUGUCGGCCAGAAGGGCGAAGAGGAAAUGCAGAAUAACGAAAAUGACACUGUGAAUAUGAAAUGUGAUUUAUCUCAUUACCUGAUAGCUAUAAAGAAAACUAAACUUAGCGUAAUUACUGAAGCGGAUGAUAGCAAGCUAGAGAAGAUGGCGAUGCCAGAGCUGCAAGUGCAGCAGUUCGGUGCGGAUGAGGAUGACCAAAUUGUAGCCAUUAAGAAUUCAAAUUGCGAACCACCAUUGAAACUAAAGGAUAAUAAUAGUGAUGUAGCGGGACGGGCGAAGCAGUGGUCGGCGGAAGAGGAGCAAUGUCAGGAACAGCAGCAAACCCAACAGAGACUAUCAGGCAGCAAAUUCGUUCGGUUCGAAGAACUCGUUCGUUUGACGCAGCUGGAAACGACCAUCCGUCAGCAAGCGCCGCACCAUCUCCGGAUGAGGUUGUGUGGUGGGGGCGAAGACUCUAUCAAUAACGGUACAAGUGCCUGGGGUCAGCCCACCGCUACGAACAACCCGGCCGGUAGCACCUGGGGUCCCAUUGGAGGAGGCGGUGGAUCUGCACAGCAAUCCGGCGCUUCCGUUGGCCCAUCCGGCUCAUCGCAGCAACCGGGUGCCGGUGGAGCCGGUGCCGGUCCAUGGGGAGCAGGCUCACAGCAAAACGGAGGUCCAGGAGGACAAAAUUCAAAGGGCAACGCAUCAUCAGUCAAUCCGAAUAAUGUAGGAGCCUCGGGAGUUACUGCCGAUGGCAGUGGCAACAGUGCCGGCAGUGGUGGAGGAGCCGCCGGUCCUUGGAACGGAGCGGGAGGAAACGCACAAGGUGCUGCUGGUGGGGCGCAAGGUGGUGCUGGACCGGCAGGAAGUGGAAACAAUGCCACCGGUGCUUCACAGCAGGAUCAGCAAGGAGCGAUAGGUGGUGGCGGCGUAUCUCAACAGCAGCAAGCCGUAGCAGCGGCGGCAACAGCACAACAAGCUGGACAAGCGGGACAACAGGAUGCGGCAGGUGCCGCGGCAGCAUCAGCUGCUGGCGCAGCAGGAGCAGCGGCGGCUGUGGUCCAGUCGAGCGCUGCCAAAAACCAGCUAGAGCAUCUGAACUCGUUACGCGAGUCACUAUUCGCCCAGGACGGCUGGGGCUCGGAGAACGUUGAUCAGGACACGCAGUGGGACGUGCCAGCAUCGCCGGAACCCAGCGGCAAAACUGACCCGAACAGCGCCACCAGUGGGCCGACGGCCGGUAUUCCGAUGUGGAAGACGAACACGGGCACAGAGCUUUGGGAGGCGAAUCUGCGCAACGGUGGCCAACUGCCUCAGCAGCAACCGCCAGUCCAGAAGACUCCCUGGGGACCAGCAAACAACUAUGGUGGCACCUGGGGCGAGGAUGAUGAGGCCAACGAGCCGGGAAGCGUCUGGAACGGAGCGAUGGGUGGUGCAGGCGUCGCUGGCGGUCCAGGCGGACCGGGCGGUGUGGGACUGCGCGAUCAGCCACCGGGCCCGCAGCAAUCACAGCAACUGGCCGGACAGCAGCAAGGCCAGCAACCGCCGUGGAACACGGCCGCCGGAAUGGCUGGCAGUGGAGCUGGCGGUGGCGGUGGCAUGUGGCCGGGGGCUGCAGCAGGGGCUCCUGGAGGUGUUGGGGCGAUGGCACCAAACGUUCCCGCCGGUCUCAAGAAGGACAACGAGUGGGGCGCAGGCAUUGGCGCCGGUGCUCCGGCUGGCGGAAGCGGCGCAUGGGGAGCAGGUGGUGGUGGUGGUGGUGGCGCGGCCGACGGUCGCGUGGCCGGCAAUCCGGCAGCAGCCGGAGGCCUCGAUCCCACUGGGCUCGAUAUGCGCAACAUACGCAUUGCCAGCGCGAUGGAUAGCAACCGUGAGAUCCGUGGCGAUCCGCGCGGCAUUUCUGGCCGGCUGAACGGCAACGUUGGCCUCUGGGAUCAGCAUCAGAUGUCGAGCAUGCAGCAGAAGAUACCACCGACGGCCACCACUCCCGGGACGCCUACGGGAGGCGUUGGAGCGCAAGGCGGCGGCGGCCAGUGGCCCUCGAACAACCCGCUGGGCGCGGUUAACAAUGGCGUUGCGGGUGGGGGCGGUGCUGGUGCUAAGCUGGGAGGCGGAUCCGGCUGGGACGAUCCAACGGCAGGCGGUGGCCCACCGGUGGUUGGUGGUGUGCGUCGCAACAACAUGGACGAUGGCACCGCCCUGUGGGGCCAGAAUGCGCUGAACCGGCAGAACUCCGGCAAUGUAUCCGGCUGGAAGGACAACAGUGGUGGCGGGUUGGGUCCACCCGGCACUGACGGUGGAAUGGGCCGGAACUUGAUGCACCGCAAUGCGAUGGUCGGCGGAGGUGGCAACAUGCCCGGCAACGGGGGACUGGUAGGACGCGGUGUCGGUGGUCCCGGCGGUCCGAUGAAACCGGACAGCCUGUGGGGACAGAAUCCGGCGGCCGCACUCGGUGCCGGACCGCGCGGCGGUGCAGGCAACUGGGGCGGAGACGACGUGCCGUCCGCAGCGGGCGGUGGCAACUGGGGAGACGACAAACCGCCGGGCGGUGGUGGCAUGGGCGGCAACUCGCUGUGGAACGACGGUGCCAACAACAACUGGAACAACAAGGCCAAAAUGUCCGCGGGCGGCGGUGGCGGUUGGAACGAUGGCGCUCCGGGCGGCGGUCCGGGUGGCAUGGACAUGGGCAACUCGGACUGGUCAAUGCCGCCACAAAGCAAGCUGCCACCGAAUGGCAACAAGAUGAAUGCGCUCGAGAUCAUUCGCUGUAGCAAGCAGUACCGGCACCUGUGCGACUUGGGCUUCAAGAAGGAGGACGUGGAGAGUGUCCUGCGCAUGACGAACAUGAACAUGGAGGAGUCGUUGGAUCUGUUGCAUCGCAGCAGUGGCGGCGGUGGCUCCGAUUGGUCCCGCCGCCCAGACGGGCAUGGUGGAUUCGGAGCGGGCGACCAGUUUGUUGGCGGCGGUGGCGUUAGCGGACGCUUUGCUGCGGCGGCGGCCGGCGUUGGUCCGAUGGCAUUCCAGCAGAACAAUCAGAACAAUCUGGGCGGUGGAGUUUUCGGAGGCGGAAAUGGUCCCGCGGCCGGUGGCGGCUCGUUUAACAACAUGAAGUUUGGCGGUGGCCACGGCGGCGCAGGUGGCAACGGCGGCGGACCGGUGGGAGGCGGUGGUCCGCCGGGAGGAGGAGCCGGUGUGUUUGGAGGGCAGCAUCAGCAACAGCAGCCGGGUGGGCUCGGAGGCGCUGGCGGCUUGAAUCAGCCGAACGCCCAAUCGCAGCAAAUCUCGAACCAGCAGUUGCGGCUGCUAGUGCAACAAAUACAGCUGGCCGUCCAGAACGGGUACCUGGAGAACCAGAUUCUCAACCAACCCUUGGCUCCGCAGACGCUGAUGCUUCUACACCAAUUGCUAACUCACAUUAAGCAAUUGAAUGUAAUGCAAAGCAAUCUGAGCCGUACCGGUGGUGGUGGCGUGAAUGCCGUACAAAUGUCCAUCGCAAUCAACAAGCUCAAGUCGCAGAUAGCUAACCUGCAGAGCCAGAUCAACAUGCAGCAGGCGAACUAUCUGAAACAGCAGCAGCAACAGCAGCAACAGCAGCAGCAACAGCAGCAUCAGCACCAGCAGCAACCGCCCCAUCCGGGCAGCCUGAACGCAGCGAACGUGAAUGUAUCGGCGAUGGCAGCUGCUGGCGGCAACCCGGGCAACGAUCUCUUCCGUACGCCGUCCGAUCUAGCCGGCCUGCCGGGCAGCUUCGCCGACAUGGCACUGAAGGAGAGCGGCGGCGUCCCCUUCCCAUCUAGCGGCAGCACUAGUCAACAAUCGCGGCUGCAGCAGUGGAAACUGCCGGCAAACAGUGCCACGACACCGAGCAGUCUCGACAAGGAUGGUUCGGAUCUGACCGAUUUCGUACGUGCGCCUGGUGCCAGCUCCAAGUCUGGUCCGUCCGGAUCGGGCAUUGACGAUGGUACUUGGUCGAAUGGGCGUAGCAAUCUCGGCGACGGUUGGCCGGACUCGGGCUCACAGGACAACAAGGAUUGGCCGGGAGGCAACGAUGCCUUCAGCGAUCUUGUGCCCGAAUUCGAACCGGGAAAACCGUGGAAGGGUACGCAAGCCACACGAAUCGAGGACGACCCAACUAUCACACCGGGCAGCGUUGCUCGCAAUCCACUAUCGAUCGCUGCUGCCAAGGAGUCGAAUUUGUUCGGCGGCAGUGCAGCCAGCGCUGCAAGCAACAGCAAAUCAUCACCCACCGAAUCGACCUGGAGCUUUAACCCGUCCGGCGGUGCCGGUGGUGGCCUCCAGGGCGGCAACUACGGUGGCAAGGUGCAGAAAAACCCUUGGCAAGAUGCAAACACACCGACAAUGCCGCCAGCCGACCUCUGGGACACACCGCUCAGUGGAGCCAACGGUGGCAAGGGCCGCGGCGUAGGUAUGAUGGGUGGCAUCGGUAAGCCGGGCGGCGGCAGCAAGCUGGAUGCAAACGGUUGGAACACGCCGAGCACUCAGGCCGGUGGAGGCAGCACGUGGAACAGUGGUGCGUCUGCAGCCAACACUUGGUCGUCGACAUGGAUUAUGCUUAGAAAUCUAACCGCCCAAAUUGAGGGAUCCACUCUGCGUACGCUGUGCUUGCAGCACGGUCCGGUGGUAAACUUCCAUCUCUACUUGAACCAGGGCAUCGCGCUGUGCAAGUAUGGCACACGCGAGGAAGCGCAGAAGGCACAGUUGGCACUGAACAACUGUCAGCUGGGCAACACGACGAUCAUAGCCGAAAUACCCAACGAAAGUGAAAUACAAUACAUCCUGCCGCAUCAUGUAGGCAACAGCAACGGUAUGACGAACGGACUGGCCAGCGGCGGCGGACAGAACUGGCGCCUCAGUGCUGCUGCUCAAUCGCAGCCAAUGGUUAGCCGGUCCAAUUCGGUCGUCCAGGAUGCUUGGAGCUCGAAUGCUUGGGGCUCGGGCAGCAACACUGGCUCCAGCCUAUGGAACACGCUCGAUGGUGGUCCGGGUGAUCGAGGCACGCCGGCCAAUCUGCAUUCGUUGCUUCCGGAAAGCUUGCUCGGAACAGAACUGAACUGAUGAUUGCGAAACACCACCAACGUCACCGAACGGAACUAACAGUAAGCCUGUGAACGCGCCCAAGAGCGCGUAGAUUCGAAAUCCAUCACUGCUGUUCCACCUCUACCGAGUAACAGGGCGACGAGAAGUUUUAACUGCAUAAGCUAUAGGUGAUAUAAUACGAUGAUUCGCGGUAUUAGAGCUCAGCUCUCCCCCCCCCCCCAUCAUCGUGUUGGCGUUUCCAGAUGCACCGAAGGCCGAUGACACAUCCCAAAAAAAGUAAUAAAAUUCUCUUAGGAUAGUUAAGGUAAGCUACUAUAUGAUGGGAAGCACCGCGUUGCUGUGGGAGGAAUGGAAUUGAUGUAAUAUUUGCCACUUUAUAUAGUGUAUUGGUUCGUGAGUCAAUCGCGCAUUACAAGUGCGCACAGAUUUCAACAAUCCUGGGGGGAAAAACACGCGCACUCUGACGCUCUUUCUUUUCUAUCCUCCUUUCUCUCUCUCUCGCAGAAUAGAACUAGUUUUAAAGAAGCUGCUGUUGUAGGAACGCAUAGCUGUGGAGGUCAACACACAUUCUUAAAACCCAACACACAAUAUACUAUGCGAACUCAUCUACGAUGGUAGCUGAAGAAUGUAGCUAAAGAGCGCAGGCCUGCGAGACUAACGCUGGAGAAAGGGAGGGAGAAACGAACGGACGGGAGUACACAGGAGUAAAACAAAAAGCAAAAAAAAAAGAAACCUAAAAAGUGUCUUUUGAAAGUCAGCGGUUUCGCGUCUGGCGUAGUAUUAAGGUGUUGUGAAUGUUUUUAUCAUUUUUUUAAACAAUGUAAUCUUAUACAAUUUAAAUGAUAUAUUAUAUAUAUUUGAGAAGCAGAUGGCAUGAUGAUGGAAUAAUUAAUUGAAUAGAAAGCAAACACAAAAACAAACAAGACAGACGUUGUUCUGAGUAAGCACGAAAAGUAAUAAUAAUAAUAAUACGGGAAAGUCUUAUGUAGAAACAAAAGCAAAAGUAGUACCACACAACAAAUGAGAAGUGGGUGUGUGCGUGUGUUUAAUCUAAAGAAUGCUAAAUCUACGUAGGAUCCAAACAACUCGGGCCCGCAGCAUACAUUUCAUGUCAAAGAGAAAACUCUAGUUCUAGAUUCAAAAACAAAAAGUUGUUUGAAGAAAACUUGUUUUGUUGAUUCGUUUAUUUUUUAAACUAAAACCAACCUACAAACUCUUCCCCACCCUUUUCUCCUAAUGAGAAAAAAAAUCCUUCCGCACCUUAUCGGCGUGAGAGAAAGCGCUUAAUCAACGAUGACGAAUUAGUGGUAGAAGAAGGCGUUACAAACCCAGGAGUGUUUGGUAGUGGAAUCGGGGAGGCGGAGGGUAUAGGUAAAUGAAGCGCGUGUGAGCGUGUUUAGUGAGAAGUUGACCAAAAUUUGCUUCUCCCACAAAGGCGGUGAAAAGUAAUAAGAAAUUAACGAAAGUGUGCUACAAAUGAAAUCGAAAGCUAAUAAUGUUAUUAUGCGAUAAGUUAUUGAGUACUCGAUUUAUAUACAGAGGUAGAUAUUUAGCAUUUUUGUCCUAAGUGAUUUUUCUCGUUUUGUUUUUAACGUAAAUUAUCUCCAUCCACUUUCUUCCCCUUAUGUGGAGUCCCUCCCUUUAUGUUUACCAACAACCCACCGCCCACCCGGGGAUGCGCGUGGUGGUGGUGGUAGUGGUUGUCGAUCUGUUUUCAAAAAGUAUAUGAUGAAGGAGGGGAAGCCUCGUAUAAAAAAAAAAAAAACGGAACAAUGGAGGGCACUAAAAGAAGAGUGAAGAAACGGGGGAGAAGAGAAUGUGAACGAGCUGUGGAAUACAAAAUACAUAAUACAUAUAUAUACAUAUACACAAAAUAUGGAUAUAUCAAAAGAAACAACAACAAAAAACAUUUCCUUUUUAUGACGCUUGUAGAAUUGGCUGUUUUGUGAAGGAGACAGACAUUACAUACACUCAGCCAAACAAAGCAAAUUAAUAGAGGUAGUAAUUAAGCUAAGUAAACAAUACUGACCCCGACCCGGUGUGCGGUCGUAAAUCACAUACCUAGUGUGCGUAAGGAAAUAGUGCGUAAGAAUGUACCGUAAUGCGUAAGACAAAAACCAAAAGAUAAAAAAGAUAGAAAAAAACGCAAAACAAAAAACAGGAAAAUGAUAAAAUCAAAAAAACACAAAAAAAAACGCAACAUUACUUUACAAACUAAGUCACACAAAGGAAGAAACACGAGGCAGUGUUUGAUAGAAGAGAUGUUUCAGCAGGGGAAAAGAUUAUUUGUACCAUUUUGUUUUGUUUUUUACCUUAAGCAUGCUAUUUCGUGCCGCUCUCCAGUCGUAGAGAAUUAUUAGCGUACGUUACACGUACGUCGUAUCGUUGCUGUGUGUUCGUUGUUCUAUCCGUGCCGCGUCGUCGUCCUACUUACCCCCUUUUCUUUUGUCGCAUAUACGCGCGCAGUCGAAGGCAGCCUUUCUGCUCCAGCGUUUAUGUAAGAAGGUCCCUUGCGGCCACCAACCAAAUGACAGCUAAAGCCAGUAGCUAAUCCAGCUGAUGAUCCGCAUUCGUGCUUUCCAUAGACUUAAUAAUGCUAAUGCCGCCAGCAGCAUCUCGUACCUCGUCGUCCAAGGUUCUCUAUAUUGUUUUGUUUUAAUGUUUAUUGUUUUGUUCGGUUUUAGUUUUGACUUUUUGCGUUUCUGAAAUAACAAUGUGAGAUUAAAAAGACCUACUGGGAGAGCGAAUGGAAUUACUAAUUAAAAAAUAAUAAUCUAGGAAUUAGGAGGGAGAGAGACAGCUCUGUAUGAAUGGAUUGUUGUGUGUGUGUGUGCGAAUGAAAUCUAAAAGACGUGCAUACAGUGCAUACAGUGAAAAAUGAAAAAAGAAAAAAAUCGAAAAGAUGCACCUACUCUAUCAUAAGUCAAAAGAAACUAACAAAACCAAAACAAACAGGAAAGACAAUGAGCAAUUAGUUUAUAUUAAAAGAAGAAAAUUAAAAAACACAUUUCAUCAUUUGGGAUUUUAUACACAGCAGUGGUGAGACAAGAGAGAACAACACAAACAAACAAAAGUCACGGAUUCUAGUUGUAGUCGAUCGAUUUCGUUUCGUUUUUCAUGUGUUAUUAAAAACCACAAUUGAUUAGUCAUAGGGAUUUUGUUAGGGUUUUUGCUUGGUUCAAAUUUGUAGGAGAAAAAGCACAUGCAACGAACGUAAAAAGCGCACAACUAAGGAAGUUUGUGUGUGUGUACGUGUGCUUGGUGUGUGCGUGUGUGAGUGUGUAUACUGUGCGCGUGCGAGCGAGUGUGUGUGUGUGCUCUUUUGUGUUUCGUAAAACAAAAAGUGAGGAAACAAUAAUAACUAACAAUCGGAAACGCUUGGAUUAUAACUAUGAAAGCCAUUUUAGCCCAUUACCACAAGAAGACGAAGAAGAAGAAGUGUAGAGCGAUAAAAGUGGGAAAUAGGAAAAGAUACGCCAGACAUUAGGAAAGACAGAGAGAGACGGCGAGUAUUGCUAGUUAUCUAGUGUGGAAAAUGAGUACUGCGAGGAGAUUAAACCAAUUUUAUGUUCCUACUAAUGAGAAAUUUUGUAUAGGGCACCCUCUCCGCAGUCAGUUGUUCAGGACUGUAACAACAGACACACCACACCACAAUCUGCCGAGAUCCCAAAAUCGGUCACGGACCCCGAAUGCUGACAAGAGAAACCACAUGUAAUUCCAUUCUAAGACCAUUCUUAAGCGAGGAGUAUGGGUGUGUGUGUGUGUGCGUGUUUGUUCAAAUCCAAAGUCUUAUGCGUUGUAUCUGGUAAAGGGAGACAACCAUCAUCAACAAGUCCCCGAAUAUAUCAGUUAUAAGUGAGCAAAGGUCAGUUAAAUGUGGUUAUUUAAGUUUUGUUUUUUUGCUCAAAGCGUUCUUAUUUUGGCGUUUUGGUGAAUUUGGUGAAGCUCAGCCGUGUAUCACACUAUUGCUAGUAAACCGGCGUUUACCCGCGUGUUGCGUAAACGUUUGUAUUAGACUGAACUGGAAAACAGAACGAAGCUAUAAUUUCACCGUGGUUCAACCCGCAGCACAAACGGCCUUUAAGCGAGAGACGUGUGUUCCCUGUUAUGUUAACAUCUGAUCAGGAUUAUUAUAAAUCAUUUAGCCAUUACUCUUUCCAUCUGCAUUCCGCGAUGAAUAUAAUUAUGUUGUUCUAGUUUGUCCGUUUUUUUUUCUUUCUUUCUCUGUGCUAAGCCAUAAUACGAUAAGGGAAGUGCGCGUGUGUGCGUGCGUGUGUGCGUGUGUGUGCGUGUGUUUGUUUGUGAUAUAAGUUAUACAGCAGCAAGCACGCAAAACCAAUCUCAACCAAAGUACGAAUGCCAAGACAGGGUGGUGGUGGAAAGGGUGAUGUUGUAGAGCGAGGAUUGUUAAACCAGGGAUAUGUCGGAGAAAAUCGGAACAGGAAUAUUUUCUCACGUGUGUGUCGCGCGUGUGAUUUCCAUCAUGCAAAAUCCGGUGCCUGUUCUUUCCGCACACGAAACAAACAAAACCCCCCCCCGGCAAAAGCAAUGUAUGAAGUGCCUAUAACAGGAAUAGCAUGUGUAUCAUCACUAUUAUGUGUAUUAAAUCGAACGUUUUAUGGUUUAGUUUUUGUGCAUUUGAGUUAAACCCGGUCGUGGUGAGUGAGGGUAGCUCUUUCGUUAAAGAAAAGGGAGAAUGAAACACAAUCAGUAACAAAAGCGGAAACAAUAUAUGUAUCGCCAUUUCGUUGUUAACGUUGUUUACUAAAGCAAUGAGUGCAAUUUUUGGCUAAACAAUUAUUAUAGUAACAUAAGAUAGCGAUCUUUGGAUAAGUAUUUUUUUGUUUUCUAUUUCGCUGCACGAAGGAAGCGCACCAGAGCAUCACACGCAUCAUUUCUGGGCAUGUUUAGUAUAUGAAUACAACACACACACACACACAUACACACCGGUAGGCAUAUUUUGUGUACGCAAACGCAAUACUCUUAUUCUAUUCACUCCAAAGCGGAGUCGCGUAAAUCAGGGUUUUAGGAUGACUAGGAAACACAGGAUGUGCUAGCAAAAUGACUCACACACACACACACACACACACACACACAUACAGAUACGAUUCUGUUCAACAAAAAGGAUAUGCGCAAUAGGAGGUGGUGGAUUCAUCCUCCCUUCUCCCUUACCGCACACAGUAGUAGUAUUGCGGGCGUAUGUUGUGUGCCAAAGGAAUAACACUACAACAGCGCUUGUCUUGUUUAGCUGCACUUUAUUUACUCUGUACACGUUAGGCUUUUUGGUUAGGAAGGACAAACCGCUACUAUUAUUAGAUGCUAUUGUCAAACUCAUGUCUCAUGUCAUACACUCCGCCAGAUACACUCCGAAAUGCUAGUUUUCUGUAAGAACAAAAGUAACGCUAGACAAAAACAAAAUGGGAAAUAAUUCAACACACACUCUGCAGCGUGGGGGAAUGAGGGAUAUGGGUACACUACCAGUGAGCAUAAAGCAAGCAAUGUCCGGGUUUCUAUUUCCGGGCCAGUGUGGAGUGAUUUGCCGAACCGAUCAAACGCCGCGCGCAUGUAGAAUUGAUUAAAGAUUGAGCACAAAGCAAAAGUUAAGUACCCUUCCCCGUCUCCCCAUCACUCCUCCUCUCCCGUAACGGUUGGAUAAUUCCAUCCAAUUGAUAUCUAACUCCAGGCAAUAUACAGUAGACGUAUGUAAACAUUGCACACACAACCCGUGCUCAAAAAUAUCGUGAAUGUCCCUCAUUUAGUGUGUUAGCAGGUAGUGCGCGUAGUUUGGCCGUUGAACCUAUUUACCGUAUUUAGCUGUGUAAGAAUGUGGGAGAAGAAGAAAGUAUACCUUUUAAGCCAUCUGCCACCAAUGAUGUAAGGGAUAGGGCCGAGUUUAUCAAGAAUACGAUGGUAGAAACAGAGCGUAAGCGAAGCAAACGAGUAGCUUUAUGUCGUCUAUCUGUUUAUGACUCACACCUAUCAAACAGCAACGCUAAUUGCAAACAAAAAACCCUUUCUACUAAAAACGCAGUCGACUGGGAUGUGGAAGUCAAUAAAGCAACUCUCUCCCCAAAGUGCCCAGGUUCGGGAGCGAAUGCAAACAAGCAAAGGCAGGGUUUGUCGCGGAAUAUGGAAACCUAUAUAAGAUGAUGAAUUUGUGAUAUUCUACUUUCCAUACCACACGACUCACAAACACACAAAUAAAACAGAGCAUAUGUUUGAUUUCUGAAUAAAACGUCCCGAAUAGAAGAAGCUGUCUGUAACUAAUACAUUUACCUCAAUAUAAUGGGUAAAGAUCAGUGGGGAAGUGUGAGAACCAUCGGUGAGCGGGGGGGUUGAAAAUCGAAUCAGAGUGUGCGUGUGUGUGUGCGUACCGUUAGUUUUAGCAGGUAAGGAAAGUGGGCAAGGCAAAGGAAAGCUAUAGGGAAGUACAGACAAAGGACAAACAUAACGAUGGUGCUUUAAAUUUGUAAACCAAUUUAUGCUCAAUUGUAAACAGCCACACUAGAAUUUGUGCAGUGUGUGCAGUUUUGUGUUAUUUUAGAAAGCAAAGCGAACUGAUGAUGAUGGGGAAGAAGAGUCCAUCAAAAAAGUACUCGGAAGCCCAAUCCCACACAUACAUUCACACACACGCACACACGCAUGCUCCAUGUACUGUUGUUUCUUUCGUUUUUCUUUCCCGCUUUUCGAGGAUGCUGAUACACACUUAGCCUGUUUAGUAAGACUAGUUUUUAGCCACCGAAAUGUGUGUUCCAUGUACGAGUGUGAUGGGAUAAGGCAGAAAUUUACGCACCUUUUUGUUUCCAUUUCAUUCCCCGCGUACUUCCUUCCAGUGAGUACUACUAUGGACGCCACAGCUGUCUUCCAAACAAAGUUUAAGUGUCUUUCCAAAGCUUCUGUUUUCUUGUGAAAUCUAAAGUAAAACAGUCAGUCAGAAAUCAAAUUUGCAAACUUUAAUCCAUGCUUACCCCCUACCAGUUGUGUGUGCCACACAUAGGGAAAAGGUGGUCUCUCGUUUUCAGCCUAGUGCCAAACUCCUUGCUGCUAGCAUGUGAUCCUAAACACGAAUCCUUCCGGUGACAGACCGAUAGACAUAGUAGAUAUGGCGAUAUUGUUGUUACUCUUGGAUGGCGUUUUCUUUUUCUGGGCGGUCAAACGACUAUUUCAAUGUGGCCGUCUUUUCAAACGAUUACCAAACUUCUAUUCUAAAAAACAAACUCACACAUCUCAGUAUAGCCCCAGUAUAAAAGCCUCGAACGCGGAUGUGAUGCGGGGACGUACUCGAUUAGUGCAAUACUUACGCUGGUGUGUUACAACACAGCAACUUUAACGACGAAUAUGACAAUGCAAUGGCAACUAGGAUAGACGGAAUGACAAGCAGUGUGUGUGUGUGUAGCACAUGUUUACCAUAAUAGUUGUUCUACAGCCAGCAUGUUCGGUUUGCGCAGUAGGCUUGCUAGCUAUUAGUGUCCCUUUAGUAAGGUCUCGCUGUGGAAACUCCGCCGUAUGCAGACAGUUCACGCACACCCGCCAAACACACCGUGCACACAUGCACACAUAUAAACGCACGCGAAUUCAAGCUUAAGGAAAUGCAAUGAAGAAAUCAACGAGCAAUGGGAGUAAAAUCUCCUUGACAAUGAUAAAAGUGUGAUAACAAGUGGUGACGACACAAAACUAAGCAGAAGCAAAGUGAAGCGAACGGAAAUAUAACUGGUCAAUAUUACGCGAAAAACAUUGGUAGGUUUCAAACCAAAUCAGUAAUUGUUUGCGGAUAAUAUGUUGUGGGCGAGCGUAGGUGUGAACAGCAGCUAGAAACGAGCGAAACAUUCAAAUCAAGUUAAGCAAUGAGAGAAAAAAAACGACAGAAACCGACACUAGUGCAGGAAUCUUAACUUUAAGAACUAUGUUUUUGUUUUACUUUAACAGGCUAUACGUCAUAUCAUGUUUUCUUUUCCACGGUUGUGUUGUUAUCUGCAUAUAGAACUUGAAAUCUUUGAAAUUAGUUACAACGCAAUGCAAAGGUUAACACAACAAAGAAAACGUUCAACCAACCACCCCGCGAAGGCUGUUAAACUAACUACCUAUUUGCUCAGAUUUAAGUUGCUUUAAGUGUGUAAAGGAUUUUGUUUUAAACUAUUUGUUAACCCCUUAUCUUCCACGCAGCACUCUCUCUCUCUACACAACGACACACGAACACGAAACCCGGCAAACCAGAUACUAGUGAAGCACAUUCCAAAAACAUCCAUUCGAGCUUUAUACUUACGCGAGAAGUAGGCCGUGAGCGUGCUAGUUAUGUUUUGUAAUAUGAAAAUGAGAUGGAAAGGUUAAACUCGGAGGCUCUCGAAAACGUCCUGUAAAUCGUGCGAUCGUCCUGGUGGUGUGUACGCGUAUUUGCUAACGCAUCCUUUUCGCAUCCACAGACUUGCUUGCUUGGAGGAAAGUGAUAAAAUGUGAAUCAAAACGAUAAUGUGUGAAAUGAAGUCCUCAUUGAAUUGACAGUCAGAAACACAAACCAAUUGGGAAACAAACACCCGAAUGUGUUACACCGUUAGAGAACAAGUACAUUACAAAAAAACAACUAAGAAUAAACGGCAUGGGGAAAGAAGAAGAACAGUGUAAUCAAACAAUGAAGUGACAACCAAUUAGACAAGGUAAAUGACGGUUAAUGUAGAAGAAAACACGCGCGAUGAGAUAUCGUCCUCGUAUACACUCUCUGGCAAAUGCAAAUGCUCUAUUCCUUCGUCCUUAUCAUACAUAUGUUUCAAGCACAACACGAACGAGGGGAGGGUAUAAAACUGCAAUGCAAUUAUGUUUAUUGACAAGACGAUAUUUACUUGCUCUAGAUACUUUAUGAAUCUUUUAUGGGGGACGAUGCCCCAAGGAGGAUAGAAACUGCUGUGCGCGCGCCAUAAAACUACAAUCAUUAGCUGUAUAGUUUGUGAAUUUUGUUCGAUUUUGUAUCGCUUUUAUUUCAUGCUGUUAAACGCUUAUAUUAGAGCAUACCUUUCGGGGUGAUAGGUACGUGGGAUAAGAAGCUAUUGGUCACGCACACACACACAAACAAACAAAUACCUAGACACACCGUUUAUGCUGCUGCUGCAUUCAUAUACUGUUACUUUUGAAAUGGAAAACCUGACGUACUUGAAACGAUGUGCAACCCGCUAUAUCAUAGUUUUAAGCUUUAAUUUAUUUAGUUUUACGUGCGCUAAGUGAAGUACAACAACAAACGUCUACUCACAAUAACUACCACAAUUAUUAUCCCCCUCCCCUUUUUGUGGGUGGCCCCUGGUUGGAUUAUAAUUCUUGCUCGUAUUCAUAUUAUGCGUUCCUAGAACAACACAUUCUUAUGGCCGAAGCAGAACAGGAAUGCCGCAGGAGGAGUGUUUGUGUGCGUGUGCAUAGUGAACAAACAAAAAGGCAACAAAAUAUACAAGCAAACAAGAGUGAAACAUCUUUAGCUGUAAAACAAUGACAUCAAACCAAAACGACACGCGGCACCUUAUAGCAUUAUAAGCAAAUCUAACUAAUGUACGGCAAUAAUUGGGAGCGUAACGUACAAUACAAUAACAUCAUACAACAGCAACACAUGGUCUGCAUAUCGGUUAAACCUUUUUUUUAGAAACCAUUUAAGAGAAACCAUAAUCUCCAGAAUCCGUUCUGCUGCUCCGUUGCUAGUAUAAACUUUCUAAAAAUCCCCCCGAGAGAAAAAACAACAUACAAAAAGCAACAAAAUCGUUUGCUGUCUGUCGAUUGUGUUCCGGUUUAGAGUAGUUAACAAAAGUUGUUUUGUGCUUUAAUUGUUUUGUAAUGUGCGCGUGGUGUGGUAUUUGUAUACCAUUUGCCACAGUUUCCAUCAUAUUUUUCUUUCUAGCUCAGAUAAACGUGUAUUUAUACAGAUAUAUACAACACCAUAUUCUGCUCAUAUUGUUUUUUCUUUUUGUGCUCGAAAGGAAAGCAAUGUUAGACGUUAAAAAAAAAGAAAGACGGAAGAAUUUAUUUAUACACCAUAUCUUUGUAGAAAUAUUCCAACUUGCAGUAGAGCAGAAGAGAUCACGCAAAAGUAAACAAAAAUACAAACAAAAAAAUGCCAAGAUCAAUCAAACCGCGAAAUACAUUAAGCAUCAGAGCAAAAAUGUGUCUUAUAGUAUGAACUCCAAUCCAAAAAUCAACAUAUUACCAUUCGUAUGCAGAGAAUGAAUGAGAGUUUUGAGUUGCACUUUUGCGCAUUGAUUUAUCAUUGAGGGACAUUUAGGAAUUUACAUUCUGUGCAGAGUGAAGCCUGCGCUAAUUUUAAUGUAGGAGAUGUGUUGUGUUGGUGGCAUGAUGGGUGGUACGGGAAAUAUAAUCCAAAGCAGUUUUAUCAGGAACACGUCAAUGCCAUCCCAAGGGAGAGCGCGCUUUAUCGAUUUAAAGAUCAGACGAUCAGAUCUCACUUCUCUAUCGAUAGUCGAGCAUCUCGCAACAACGAAGGAUUAGAACAAGACGGCUCGUGUCCUGACAUGCAGUUUUGGGACUGAUUGUUAGGGCCCUUUCUAAAACGGAAGGAGUGAUACGCAUCUUCUUGUGCGAUCAUAACGAUCACACACGAACACGCGCUCGGCAGUGCUGCCAUGUGCAUUAUGUGCGCAUAAACGCGCAUUCUGCUGUGUUGGAAGAAAGAAUCGUAGACUAUUUUCACUCUAUCUCUCCUUCACUUCCUAUUCUGUGUAUGAGGCCAUCGUAUACAGAUUUUUUUGUGAGCGAUCAACCUCCCAGCUAUUUUGUUAAUUCUUCGCUUUCGUGCAAGUCAAUGAAAAAAGGUGCCAUUAUGUUUACCAUACGCAAACACACACUGUUGUGUUGUGUGUAUUAUGUUUCGACAUUAGUGCAUUACAUCUUUUCUAUUAGUUUGAACAUUUGGGAUAAAGAACGAUAGGGAAAACUGAGAGAGAGAGCUAUUGAAGCGAGAUAAACCAACCCUUUCAUACAACUGAAAGGGUUGUUAGUUAAGGGUGGACAAAGGUGUAGUAGUAGUCGAUCGGCACUUAGUGAAUCGGGUAAACGGAACAUCAGUGCUGUGUGCGUCGUGUGUGUGUGCGAAAGCGUGUGAUUCGCUCAAACUGCCUAGCUUUUGAUAGGAAUGAUCAAAAGGGCAAUAUUUUCUGUUAAUUUCUUAGCAAAUGUAGGGGAAAGAGGAGGAACUCUGGGGGGAAAAGCCCGAACCGAAGUGAACACACCGCAACCAUCUGAUACUCACAUUUUCUAAACACACCCAACUCCUGCUACUACGUCUACUAUAUAACUAUAACAGAACAAUGCAGCAACCAAAACCAGAUGGAACAAUACAAUAAUGAUAAUGAUAACGAAACAGUGAUUAAUAAACGCUAAUCGAUCUAAGCAAUGAAACUUAAAAACUGAGUAAAGGAUAUAGAUAAAAAAACACACACACCCACACAAACGUGAAAAUACUGGUGAAAAUCAUUAGCUGUGUAGGGGUGUAGGAAAGGAUUAUAGCAAAAGCUGAAUGUAUGUGUUGUGGUGUAGAGAUAAAUCUAAAACAAAACAAAACUUUACGUGUAUUUCAAACGGAAGAGGUAGCUAACUGCAAAACAAAAGCCUGUUUCCGGCGUUUCGUUAGUUUGGUUGUUUGUUUUUACUUUCCUCCAUAGCUUGAUAACAAGCAAACAAACAAGGUAGUGAGAGAAAUAACAAGCAAAUAAAUCAACACACAGAACAAAAGCAACAAACAAAUAAAUGUAAAAAAAAAAAAUAGAAAACCAAACAAAACUCAUUUGAAAAAAAAUAAGAAACCCCAAAGCGAUAAAUAUGAAACACAACACAACACUGUAUUAUCAAAACAAAACCUUACACACGAGACAAAACAAACAUACAACUAAUGGUGCAUAUUUAGCUGAGGAAUCAUGUUUUUACAAUAAUAUACAACAGACAGAAAGAGCGAAGGAAGCAACUCUGCCGAAAGCGGAUCAAUGAGAGAGAGAGGGGAACGAAUGUGUGGCCCGAAAAAACGUGGGUAGUUAGUGCGUAAAUUGGAAGUGCAGCGUGCACAUACUAAAGUAAGACAAAAGCAGAAAAAUCCGGAUUAGGAAAGACAUGUGCGCAUGAAUGCGUUUGUGGAGAAUGAAUGGAGAUACUAUGAAAUAGAAGGGGAAUAAAAAGAUGGAAGAAAUUCAGCAGCAAGAAAACAAAAUAAAAAAGAGAGAAAAAAGAAAGAAAGAAAGAUAAAAACACGAACUUCAAAUGCGCAUACAAAUUUCACAUUGAAGAGACUGAAAUGCCAAAUUAAUCAUACCUUAUAGAGAACAAACAAACCAACAUUGUGUAGUAAAAAGAAAAACUGAAAACAAAUGGAAGAAGGAAACAAACGACAAAUGAAUUAAACGCUAAACAACAAUUAAGCACGCACACGUACACGAAAAACACUCACACUUACAUGCAUUCAACACUCACAAUAGGAGAACAAGGGCAAGAGGGAAUUAUACGUGCUUAUGACGUUAUAUUGAGUCAAUCGAGACAUCAUCAAAUCAGCAAAAAAAACCCCAGAGCAAACCAAACCGGGCGUGGAAUGAAUUGGAAAUGAGUGGAUCAAGGGGCGCAAACAUGUGAGCGAUUUAGUGCAACACUAAAAAAACAAGCAACACACAUUACAGAGCAAUGCAAGUGGAAUAUAAAAACAAAAGUUUUCGUAUAUUUAUGAUGGUGCAUACCGCUGUACGCUGGAGAUUGGAAAGGAAAGCUGAGAAAGCUGAAAAGGUGUAUGAUAUAGAAAAGAAAACAUCAACCGAAUCCAACACGUGGGCCAGCGCCCAAUGUCGUGAGGGGAAAUAAAACGAUAAGCUGAGAUGGAAAUGCAAACAAACAAAAGAAAAAACACACACAAAAACAAACAAAAAAAAACAGUAAUAAUGAUUAUUGAUAGCAAAAGUAAGACUUUUUCUGCAUACCCGACUCUAAUAGAGGAAGAGUUACAUUUAUAAGGUUCUUAAUGUUCAAUAAACGGUCAAAAUAGUGCA
This is a messenger RNA of Anopheles gambiae (African malaria mosquito), 22595 nucleotides long. Its product is annotated as protein Gawky. Gene Ontology annotation, molecular function: RNA binding; protein binding. Gene Ontology annotation, cellular component: nucleoplasm; P-body. The coding region runs from base 4537 to 9603 and encodes 1688 amino acids. The record is from RefSeq and is a predicted model, not a curated record. NCBI's taxonomy places the organism in Eukaryota, Metazoa, Arthropoda, Insecta, Diptera, Culicidae. Gene Ontology annotation, biological process: positive regulation of nuclear-transcribed mRNA poly(A) tail shortening; miRNA-mediated gene silencing by inhibition of translation. The transcript has 10 exons.